GUCACUGAAAGGGGUGGUACAACGUCAGAUGGUGAGAUCCGACCAUCAAGGAGUUAUAUUGUUGUCCUGACUGAUUUUUCAUGUGGAUGUGGGAGACCAAGACAGUACCACUCUCCUUGUUCUCACUAUAUUGCAGCAGCUAGGCAUCGCAACUUUGACUACGAGACCAAGAUACCAUGGGAGUUGAGUGUUGAUAGCCUUGUGCUAACUUGGUCGCCCCGUUUUGAGCCUUUCCUAGAUGAGGGGCAGUGGCCAGAAUACAUUGGCCCAAGGUACAUUGCAGAUCCAGGUGCUCGCUGGAACAAACGUGGAACCAGAAAGCGUACGAGGCAUAAGAUGGUCAUGGACCAGAUUUCAGGUAGAACGAGGCGAGGGAGAGCAACCCCGUUUGUUACUGACCCCGAGCAAAAUCAAUGUGGCAAAUGUGGUAGACUUGGACACAACUCGCGUACUUGCCAUUGGCCGCUAAGUCAGGAUGGAGCAGUUCCACCUCCUGGAUCCAUACUACGAGGUGAAGCACCGAGGACGACUCACUGCCGAGGGGGCGGAACUACCCCCGCUUCGACCUCGAACGCAUGACAAGUUCGAGGAGAUGCGGUAUGACGACAGGUACACACCUCUGCUGCAGAGGGCUGGCCUAGAUGUCAUAUCGUAUCAGGUUCGUCGUGGGUUGCCUCCAAUUAACCCCGCGGCGAUCACAGCUUUGGUUGACAGGUGGAGGCCAGAAACUCAUAGUUUCCACCUACCUUGUGGAGAGAUGACUGUUACACUCCAGGACACUCAGAAGAUCCUGGGUUUGAGUGUUAGAGGUCGUCCAGUUAUCGGACACUGCAGGCCCGAUGGUUGGAGGGCCAGAGUUGAGGCCUUCCUUGGAAGACCACUUCCUCCGGAGGCACCGACGCAGCGCACCACUGGGGUACCAAUUGCUUGGCUUAGGCAGAGCUUUGGUAAUUGUCCGGCACAUGCGGACCAGGAGACAGUUGCCUACUACUGUAGAGCUUGGAUCUUGCACCUAUUUGGGUGUGUUCUUUUCCCUGACGCGACAGGGGACACUGCAUCGUGGAUGUACCUCCCGUGCCUCACUGACUGGGACACCACAGGUACUUACAGCUGGGCUUCGGGAGUGCUGGCUUACCUAUACCGUAGCCUUUGUGAGGCGUGUCGUCGGACCGCAAGUAGUUCUUCCGUUGGUGGUUGUGUUUACCUACUGCAGCUUUGGAUGUGGGCUCGUCUUCCAGUUGGACGGCCCAUAGUUGACGCUCCUCGGGAAUGGUUUGCAGUGGGCAACCCUCGUCACCGUCCGACGUUUGCCCAUCUUUGGGACCAGGCGAAAGUCGCCUUCAGCAGGACUUCACGUGCGUACGUACAGUAUGCCAAUGAGCUCGACACGCUUAGGCCCUCCAUGGUUAAUUGGGAGCCGUACACGGCGAAUGAUGCGCUACAUCUUGGAGUAAGCAGCAUGUGUAGCGAGGAUGAAGACUUGUACUUGAUGAUCUGCCCUCUGAUUUGCUUCUAUGCUGUUGAGUGGCACCUUCCAAAUCGAGUAGCCCGCCAAUUUGGCUUGUGCCAGCAAUGGCCUGUCCCUCCAUUUGAUACUUCCGUGGAGCUGCACAAGUAA
Sorghum bicolor (sorghum) is the source of this 1618-nucleotide messenger RNA. RefSeq names its product serine/threonine-protein phosphatase 7 long form homolog. The record is from RefSeq and is a predicted model, not a curated record. Bases 476 to 1618 code for a protein of 380 amino acids. The transcript has 6 exons. Gene Ontology annotation, biological process: meristem development; meristem maintenance. Lineage: Eukaryota; Viridiplantae; Streptophyta; Magnoliopsida; Poales; Poaceae.